AUAACUGCACGCGAGAAAAUGUGCGAACCUGCAAUUACGUAUGGGAUAAUAUUUUAAGAAAAUGGUCAUUCAUUAUUUGUCUAGCGUUCGAAGCAAGUGCAAUUUAUCGAACGAUCAUUUAUUAUUUUGUUGAUACGACUAUAUUGGCUAUUGAGUCGCAUUUUACGCACGCGUCAUAGAUCUCUCGCGGAUGUGCAAUGUGUUGUUUACACGUUGCUAUAGCAACUUGCAUUCGAAGGACUGUACAAAAUUUAGGCUGCCAAGUAAUGUACAAGUAAUACGUGUUCCAUCACUUUGUGAUUUUCUAAAGAUAAAUUAUGAACAGAUCAGGCAACUUGACUGGACUGUAUAAAAACUACCAAACUCUACUAGUAGUAUUUACUAUCUGUAUUAUUGCAAUAUCUUCGGAAUCACUGUGUAACAGUAAUCCAUGCAUGUAUGGAAUAUGUGUUGAUGAUUACAAUAGUAGUAGCUUAUAUUCAUGCUACUGCAUCGAUGGAUAUACUGGAAUAAAUUGUGAGAUUAACUGGGAUGACUGCUGGUCAAGUCCGUGCCUCAAUGGAGGUAUUUGCAGUGACGCAGUUGCUGCUUACAACUGUACCUGUACCGAUGGAUUCAUAGGUUUAAAUUGCGAUGAGCGAUUCGAUGAGUGUUUAUACACUCCCUGUCUCAAUAAUGGUACUUGCAUCAAUGUUAAUGGAUUUAUGUGCCAAUGCCCGGAGGGUUAUUCAGGGGAGUACUGUGAAAUUGAUGCGUCUGUUUGUAAUACCACUAUCUGUAAAAAUUCUGGAGAAUGUAUCGAAGGUCCUGGACUAUUAUUCAGCUGCCAAUGUACAGAUGGAUGGACUGGAGAGUUGUGCGAAAGAGAUGUAGAUGAGUGUCUCGCUUCACCUUGUGAAAAUGGAGGACUUUGUAUCAAUAUACCAGCGACUUACACAUGUGCCUGUUUAUUUGGUUUUACUGGUAAAAAUUGUGACAAAUCCAUUGUGCCUUGUGAAGUCAAUGUAUGUGACAACAACGCUAUGUGUUUGCUGGAAGAUAAUCAAACAGUUUGCUAUUGUGUUCCUGACUAUCACGGAUCGCUUUGUGAGUUGAGAUAUGAUGAUUGCAAGGCUAAAUUUGCUAUUUGCAACAACGGAGGAACUUGCAUCGAUGGGAUCAAUAGCUUCACUUGUUCUUGUCCCUUGAAUUAUUAUGGUCAAACUUGUGCCGAUUACAGUUCUAUACCAAUGGUGACUUCAGAAGAAAUUCCUUAUUCAUCAUUAGGCACUCCUACUGUAUCUGCAGCAACAUUUAUUUCAUUUCAAACUAUUAGUACAUAUAGUACAAAAUCUGACGGUACGCCAGAUGUUACAUCUACAAAAUUGAUUCAACUCGACACUGAAGAGGCUGUAGAAAGCACAGUACCUUUUAGUUCAAUAGAAACAGAAAUACCCACUAGUACAAUUGCAUCCACGAGGGAAGAUUUUUUGCUUGCUUGGACUUCGAUGAAAACCCUUUUCUCGUCUUCCCCUGUAACAGAGGAUUCACAUCUCUUAAUAACAUAUACUGCAAAUAGCAGCGAAGUUAGUUCUGUUACUGAUGAACUCAUGGUUCAAAAGACCACCACUUCACCAAGCUUGGAAACGGAUUUGAGUUUUGCAAUCACAGAUGAAACAAUGCUGCGGACAACUUCAACUGAUGAAAACAUUAUUACCACCCCUUCCACAGAAACGACUAAUGAAAUAGCAGUAAAUAUGACAAUGAAGCCAAUUCGUGUAACAACAAAAUUAAUACAUCAAUUUUCAACCAUGACCUCGGAGAAAAUAGAAACCAACAACACAUUUCCAUUUUCAAGAUCUAGUACUGAUUCUUACUCAUUAAGUACAGAAACCUUUUUCAAUCAGAGUUCGCCAACCGGGAUAUCUAUCAACACAGAAAGACAACUAACAAUUUAUAAUUGUACGCAAGAACAGUGUGAAUACAAUAUAACAUGCCAGAACAACCCAACUGAGUGUAAUUGUAAUUAUCCAGAUGGUUGUAUUCCUGGCCCAGACAUUUUGAAUGCAGCAUUCAAUGGAAAGUCUUACAUUAGACAAUACUUGGCUGUGGAUAAAGAUGGGAAGGUUCGAAUAUUCAUCAGAUUAAAAACUCAAUCUAAGAAUGGGAUACUUGUGCAUGCCUUUUUUGAUGAUGAUAGAUAUAUAUUGCUGCAUAUGGAAGUCGGACAGUUGAAAUUUCAGUUUUCUUGUGGUUUACAAACAAUGCUUUUGGGGGAAAUUGAUUCUCCAAUUAAUAACGGUUAUGACGUGGACAUUGAGAUGAGAUUUCAAUAUAUCAAAAGCACCAACAUUGACAAGUGCUCAGCAAUGCUUUUCGUAAAUAAUACUCUGGCUAUGAGCGGAGAACAAGUAGUGUCGACUCAAGAUGACAUACCACAGCAAGCUAAACUGCAUUUGGGAGGAAUCCCACUGGCAUUUUCACAUUAUUUUCCUCAUGUUGCUGUAGGAUUUAUAGGCUGCAUGAGUAUGCUAAAGAUAAACGACAUCCACAGACAUCUUAUUCGUGAUUCAACCGAUAGUUUCCAAAUUGAAGAAUGUACGUCAUUUCUAUGUCUUGCAAACCCCUGUAAAAAUUUUGGAGCAUGCCAGGAAACUGAUGGCAAAAUAUCCUGCAACUGUAUGGCUGGGUAUACUGGAGAAGUGUGUGAAAGAUCUGCGUGUGAUGAUAACCCGUGCCAUUAUGGAGCAUCCUGCAUCACUUCUCCAGGGACAGGAUUCAUGUGCAUUUGCCCUCUAGGAACCCAUGGGCUGCUUUGUGAGGAAGAUAUCAUAGUCGUGCAGCCAUCCUUUACAGUUUUCACGCCAGGCGUUUCUUCCUACAUAGCUUACGGGUUGAUAGGAUCUAUAAAAGAAACUCUUGAACUAAAACUAAGAUUUAUACCUCAAUCCAUUGAACAAAUCUCCCUCAUUGCGUACAUUGGUCAAAGUGGCCCAUAUCGUGAUUUAUCUGACCACCUUGCUAUCACUUAUGUACGUGGCUACAUAAUGCUCACUUGGGAUCUAGGCUCAGGAGUAAGAAGGAUAUUUACAAAUACUGCUCUAACAACAAAAAUGCAUCGUCCUCACACUCUAAGAGUGGGUAGAAAAGGGAGAGAUGCGUGGCUGUCUAUUGAUGGGCUUGGAAAUGUAACUGGACGUUCGGCAGGUUCUAUGUCAAGUUUGGAUGCUGCACCAAUUCUUUGGAUUGGCGGCCAUAAGACCAAAAAUUUUGAAAUACUGCCUCAUGAUUUACCUCUGCAUACUGGAUUCUCUGGCUGUAUAUUUGAUGUGGAGUUGCGCGUUGAAAAUAAAAUAUACCCUGUGGCAAAGACCAACUCUGCUACUGGAAGAGGCAUAGGAGAAUGUCAUCGUAAUGAGUGCACUCACAGAUCAUGCAAAAAUGGAGCCGUCUGUUUAAAUCACGGACCUACAUACAGUUGCGUCUGCACAAAGGAUUGGGAAGGACCAGACUGUUCUAAACCAAUAUCAGUCUAGACAUUGCCGUAACCCUGCCAAAAUAUGAAACUAGACAGAGAUUUAUAGCCUGACAAUUAAUACAAACUAA
Molecule: messenger RNA, 3585 nt
Organism: Diprion similis
Lineage: Eukaryota; Metazoa; Arthropoda; Insecta; Hymenoptera; Diprionidae
Gene: eys
Product: protein eyes shut
Exons: 15
Coding region: 318-3515 (1065 amino acids)
Molecular function (GO): calcium ion binding
Source: RefSeq, a predicted model, not a curated record